Molecule: messenger RNA, 1029 nt
Organism: Saprolegnia diclina VS20
Lineage: Eukaryota; Oomycota; Saprolegniomycetes; Saprolegniales; Saprolegniaceae
Exons: 1
Coding region: 1-1029 (342 amino acids)
Biological process (GO): DNA catabolic process
Molecular function (GO): endonuclease activity; nucleic acid binding
Source: RefSeq, a predicted model, not a curated record
AUGGCGCUUGCCGCGGCGCCAGUCCUGGCGUGGUGGGACGGCGGGCACAUGCUGACGGCGGAGAUCGCGGCGCAGCUCAUGACGACCGACGACGUGGCCGUGCUCCAGAGCGUCCUGCACAAGUGGGACGACGACUUCCCCAACACGGGCGACGUCGCGACCGCCGUCAUUUGGCCCGACUUGCUCAAGUGCGCGUCGACGUCGGCCACGUACUGUCCGUCACCGCUCCGGCCGUCGGUCAGCUCGAUGGACAAUUGGCACUACGUCAACCUCCCAUUCUUCACGAACGGGUCCGACUACCAUGGUGUCUCGCCGCGUGACGUCAACGCGCUCUUGAAAGCAUCGCUGGAUGGGCUUGCACUGGACGUCAUGACCAAGACGCUCAAGACGUUUGCGACGACGCAGUCCAACUGGGCUGCCAACUUUAUGCUGCGGUACUUUCUGCAUGCGUUCACCGACAUUCACCAGCCAAUGCACACGGCGACCGGCGUCUCGGACGCGCUGCCCAAUGGCGACCUCGGCGGCAACAAGCACAAGUUUGCCUUCCCCUGCAGCGCCAGCAACCUCCACGCGAUCUGGGACAGCGCUGCGGGCGAGUACUCGACCAACUGGACACCAAACAUGGUGCCGGGGUCGCCGAGCCGGGAGCUCUUGCGUUCGAACGCGACGCGCCUCAUAGCAGCGUACGGCAAGAAUCUCUCGGCCGAUGCGGUCGACUAUGCAGCGUACAAGGAUGUGCCCUACGCCGAGUUUGCACAAGUCAUGACCAAGGAUCUCUUUCCCCGCACGAUCGUCGACUCGUUUGUGCUGGCAAAAUCGGCCGCUUACGAAGGCUUGGACUUGACGUUCAACGCCAAGGGCUUUGUGCCGUGCCCGUCGCCCGCCUACCAGGCGCGCCUUCUCCGCGUCGUCGAAAAGCAGUUUGUCGUCGGUGGUUCGCGCCUCGCGGUCGUCCUCACGCAGCUUGCACGCCAACUCAAGGCCUUGGGGCUCGCGGCCAAGGACGGGUGCGGCGACCUUCGCGACUAA